This is a messenger RNA of Macrosiphum euphorbiae (potato aphid), 309 nucleotides long. The record is from the annotation of a GenBank genome assembly. Lineage: Eukaryota; Metazoa; Arthropoda; Insecta; Hemiptera; Aphididae.
AUGUGUAAAAGUCCAGCGCCGACGAUUGACGACCGGAAAAAAGUUAACGGGGAAAAAAAAAACGCGUUUAAAAAAAAAUUUCCAGUCGAAACGACGACCCAGAAUGUUACGAACGGGCCCACUGAAGGACGAGGCCGCAGUGUUGUUGUCGGCGUGCGCGGUGAAUGCGCGCAACGAUUUGGAUGGACAGGCGGGGGAACGGAGGUUCGAUCCUCGGCCCCCGCCGACCAAGACGGCAGUGCAGCCAACCGUCCAAACAUCGAAGGGAAAUCCGUGUCGUCAGCGGUGCUCGCGCGCGAAAUCGAAUAG